GAUGUCACAUAUGAGAGACAUCCCUUUGCCACUGCUAAAAUCUCAACACAGUGCCGCGGACCGGGCGUUAACGGGGAAGUUCAUCCUUCAGUGGGAUAUGUGUAGUAACUAAGUCGGAUCAGUCAGGAGGAAGGAGGAUGUCGAUUGAGGCCGAGGCGUUGUUGCAGGAGGCGAAGGAGAGCAUCGAGGCGGCCCAGAACUACAAGAGCGAGCUGCAGCAGCGCCUCUAUGGACUCAGCCAGGCCCGCAAGCAGGUGCGUGGCAGCGCCAGCCAGACGCGUGACGCCCUGCAGCGCCACUUCCAGGAGCUGCAGGCGGCGGUGGGCCAUCUGCUGGCCGAGCGACUGAGCGUGCUACUGCAGGAGGUGGACGCCAUCGAGCAGGAGAGCGUCAGUCCACUGGACGACUGUCAGAAGCUCAUCGAGCACGGCGUCAGCACUGCUGACGAGCUGCUCCGGGAGGGUGAAGCAGCACUGCGUUGUGGCAUUAAUGAGAAGGAGGACAAGCUGGGCAGCUUCACCAAGAAGGCCCUUCAGAUCCAGCUGGACAGUCUCCCGGAGGUGCCGGCGCUGGUGGACGUGCCAUGUCUGUCGGCCCAGCUGGACGACUCACUGCUGCACGCGAUGAGGGAGCGCGUGGGUCGCCAUGGCAGCGUGGCCUCUCACCCCCCUGUCCAGAUCGAGGAGCUGGUGGAGCGACCAGGCAGUGUGCUGGUGCGCUGGUGCAAGGUGGACGAUGACUUCAGUCCGCAGGACUACCGGCUGCAGUAUCGCCGGAGCAACUCCACGCAGUAUGAGGAUGCCUACAUUGGCAAGGAGUCAGAGUUCCUGGUGAUGCACCUGGACCCCCACACUGACCACCAGUUCCGCGUGUGCGCCAGGGGAGAGGGCCGCACCGAGUGGAGCCCGUGGAGCGUCCCGCAGACCGGAUACACCACCCUCGCACCACAUGAGUGGUGCCCGGGCACUGAGGGCUACAUCCUGAGCAGCAGGAGGAACAUUGCCAUGCGCAGUGAGACCAUGGCCUCCCAGGGCAGAGUUCUCUACUCCAACGCUCCCACCUACUUCUGCGGACAGACCCUCACCUUCAAAUUCUCAGCAGCGGGCCAGUUGAAUAAGCAGGACAGCGUGGGGGUGUGUGCCGACAACCGGAGUGGAGACGCAUCGUUGCAGAGGGAUAAGGCUGUUUGCAUCUCCACCAACGGCGCCGUGUUUGUAAACGGGAAGGAGAUGACCAACCAGCUGCCAGCCAUCACGGUGGGCUCGGCUGUGACCUUCGACAUGGAAGUAGUCAACCUGUUCCCAAUCAGCACCAACAACAACCCUAACGACGGGGCCAGCUUCAAGCUCCGGGUCACAAUUGGCUCGGGCAACAGGGAAGUGGUGUUCGAUUGGCUGCUGGACCAGGCGGUGGAUUGCCUCUACUUUGGCUGUUCCUUUGCGCACCCUGGCUGGAAGGUGCUGGUAUUCUGAGACAAGCAGGGUGAAGGUGUUGAAACAGAAGCUCAAUCUGGUCUGCUGGACUGCACUGCAUAACCCAGCCCCUUGACUAGAUGUCCAAAGUCAAGGCAGGUCUCAGUUUUUUUGGCAUUGUUUACAGCAUCUUUUUCCCUCCCCACCAUUAGAUAGAUGGCUUGAGGUGUAUUGAAUUGCCUUUUCUUAAGCAUGGGAAUAUAUACUUUUUUUGAUAACAAGUGGACCAACACAUUUAGGCUAGCUGCUGUUCCAGCCCCCACACAAUUCACAUACAGCACAACUUCUAUGUAUUUUAAGGACAUGGACUUGGAUGCUUGUACAGAAAAAACUGCCACGCAUGCAUUUCUCCACGAGCUGGCUUCAGCGCAGUCCUGUCUAUUAAGCCUGCCGUAAUCCACUGUGAAGCACUUCUGAGAUAAAAAUGUUUGUUCCAUUAACUCUCAAGUCUAGUGUAGGUUUCCGCCCAAGAGCAUUUGAAUAUUAUUUCCAGAUAAUUUUGUAAUACUUUUUUGUUGGCAAUGACAAUCCUAACAGUGUUUUAAUUAAGCAUCAUUUUUUUCCUCUUCUGUAGUCUGUUAGUAUCAGAUUAAGCUGUUGUCGUUUCCAAUUGAGCAUUGAUCCAGUUUAGGUCCAUUUGUCCCCCUCAGAUUGCUGAAUGCCACCUAAUCUGCCAUGCUGGUGAUCCCCUAAAGGACUCCUGGAGCCUGACUGUGUGGUACAGAGGUACUGGCUAGCAGUUUUCUGUACUUGCAUUACUUAGAUGAUCAGAUUUGUCUGAUCAAAUGUAAAAUUAAUCGAAAGAGUGCACACACUGUAUACGCUUGGACAUAACUACUUCAACUAGGACUAACCAAACGGACCCAGCACCUUGUCCACGACACAUUUUUAAAGGAAGAGGGGGGAGGGUUGCUAUAGGGGGAUCGGACAUUAAAAGUAGAUAAAGGUACUGGAUUGUCCACCAUUAAACUAGUUUGUUAUAAAAACCUACAGGACACUGUUAGAAAACUUGUCAUUCUUCAUUGUAAAGUAUUAAUUAUUUGUUGUAACUGUGAUGGUUAAAUGUUUACCUCAUUCUGUGCCUUCACAAGUAGUCGUAAGAAUGAGAAAAUUGUGAUACAGUAAAUAAAAAUACACAAUUGUGAAACAA
This is a messenger RNA of Alosa alosa (allis shad), 2622 nucleotides long. It is a transcript of the gene crlf3, whose product is annotated as cytokine receptor-like factor 3. Gene Ontology annotation, molecular function: protein binding. The record is from RefSeq and is a predicted model, not a curated record. The coding region runs from base 138 to 1472 and encodes 444 amino acids. Lineage: Eukaryota; Metazoa; Chordata; Actinopteri; Clupeiformes; Clupeidae. The transcript has 9 exons.